ACAGGUUUAUCCCUAACCGGUCUGCAAUGGAUUUUGAUUUUGCGCAUUUCAUGCUCACUGGUGGGAAGGUAGGAAAGGAAAAUCCAUCUCCGUGCUCUCCAUCCAAAGAAGCCUACAGGAAGCAGCUUGCAGAGAUUUUCAACAUGAACAGAACACGGAUACUUGCUUUUAAGGACAAGCCGCCACCUUCAGCAGACACUGUUCAGGAGCCCAUUUCAUCUGUUCACCAAUCCAAACCCACCAAGCAUAGGAGAUGCAUUCCUCAAUCUUCAGAAAGGAUUCUUGAUGCUCCCGAGCUCAUGGAUGACUUCUAUUUAAAUUUGCUGGAUUGGGGCAGUGACAACAUUCUUGCAAUAGCCCUUGGCAAUUUGGUAUAUUUGUGGGAUGCCACUGAUGGGUCUAUUACUGAACUUGUUGCCGUUGAUGAGGAGAUUGGGCCUGUGACGAGUAUAAGAUGGGCACCGGAUGGAAGGCACCUUGCUGUUGGCUUGAAUAAUUCCCACAUCCAACUGUGGGACUCUUUGGCCAGUCGUCUGUUGAGAACACUGAUAGACGGGCACAGAUCAAGGGUUGGUUCACUUGAUUGGAACAAUCACAUCUUGACAACUGGUGGAAUGGACAGUUUGAUCAUAAACAAUGAUGUAAGAAUAAGAUCAAACAUAGUUGGAACAUAUAGGGGACACACUCAAGAGGUUUGUGGACUAAAAUGGUCAACAACAGGCCAACAACUAGCAAGUGGAGGUAACGACAAUCUCAUCUAUCUAUGGAAUAUCUCAAUGGCCUCUAAUAGUUCUUCCAACCAAUGGCUCCACCGCCUGACAGACCACACAGCUGCUGUGAAAGCUCUCUCGUGGUGUCCUUUCCAGAGUAAUCUGCUUGCCUCUGGUGGCGGUGUAGGAGAUCAGUGCAUAAAGUUUUGGAACACCCACACUGGUGCGUGCUUGAACUCAGUUGAUGCAGGUUCGCAAGUCUGUUGCUUGCUUUGGAGCAAGCAUGAGCGGGAGCUUUUGAGCUCUCAUGGAUUCACUGAUAACCAACUCAUCCUUUGGAAGUACCCUUCUAUGGUGAAGAUUGCACAGCUUUAUGGUCAUACUUCAAGAGUUCUCUAUAUGGCUCAGAGCCCAGAUGGGUACACGGUGGCAUCUGCAGCUGCAGAUGAGACAUUAAGACUCUGGAACGUGUUCGGGACUCCUGAAUUGGUAAAGCCUGCUGCUCCUAAGUCGAACCCAGAGCCAUUUGCUAAUCUUGCUCGCAUCAGAUGAGAAAAGUUUGGCUGCUAUAUGAGAUUUGGGACAAAGCAGACAACAAGUUUUAGCUUUAAUCUUGAGUUGCAAUGAGUGUUUGGUUUCAGUUUUUUGAAUUCAAUUUUUUGAAAAUUGAGUUUUUAUUCUUCGUAUUUUUUUAUUUUUAGUAAAUUUUUUUUAAAUUUUAAACAGUUUUUUACUUUUUUAGA
Messenger RNA from Camellia sinensis, 1453 nucleotides. Lineage: Eukaryota; Viridiplantae; Streptophyta; Magnoliopsida; Ericales; Theaceae. The record is from RefSeq and is a predicted model, not a curated record.